CAUUUAUUUAAAUUUUUUCAAGAAAAAAAGAUGAUUUCAUCAACCAGACAUUUAGCAAGAUUAGUCAAAAACACCAGAAAAUACUCAACUGGAUUUUGGAGUCAAGUCCAAAAGGGACCAGAAGAUCCAAUUUUAGGUGUCAGUCUCGCCUUCAACAAAGAUCAAUCACCACAUAAAAUCAAUUUAGGUGUUGGUGCUUACCGUGAUGAAAAUGGUAAACCAUACGUUUUAGAUUGUGUUAAAAAAGCCGAUAAAAAAGUUUUUGAAGCCAAUGUUGAUCACGAAUAUGCUCCAAUUGUUGGUGUUGCCCAAUUCAAUCAAUUAGCUGCUCAAUUAGCUUUAGGUGAAGAUUCACAACACAUUAAAGAAAAACGUAUCACCACUGUUCAAGCUAUUUCUGGUACUGGUGCUCUUCGUAUUGCUGCCGCUUUCUUAGGUCGUUUCUAUCAAGGUAAAACCGCCUACGUUCCAAAUCCAACCUGGGGUAAUCAUAAUGUUAUUUUCGCCGAUUGUGGUGUUCCAGUUAAAUCAUAUGGUUAUUACGAUCCAAAGACUUGUGGUCUCAACUUUGAUGCCAUGAGCAACGAUAUCAAGAGCGCUCCAGAAGGUUCAAUCAUUUUAUUACACGCUUGUGCCCAUAACCCAACUGGUGUCGAUCCAUCAAUGGAACAAUGGAAAAAGAUUUCAGAUAUCUGUAAAGAACGUAAACACUUUGUUCUCUUUGAUUUUGCUUACCAAGGCUUUGCCUCUGGUAACCCAGAAAAAGAUGCUGCUGCCAUUCGUUUAUUCGUUGAACAAGGUCACAACAUUGCUCUCUGCCAAUCAUUCGCUAAAAACUUUGGUCUCUAUGGUGAACGUAUCGGUGCUUUCUCACUCUUAACUGCCACCCCAGAAGAAGCCAUCAACGUUGAAUCCCAAUUAAAGAUUUUAAUUCGUCCAAUGUAUUCAAAUCCACCAGUUUAUGGCGCUCGUCUCGUUUCAGCCAUUCUCAAAGAUAAAGAACUCACCAACCAAUGGAGAACUGAAGUUAAAGGUAUGGCCGAUCGUAUCAUUGAUAUGAGAGAACAACUCGUUAAAUACCUCAAGAAACACGGUUCAACUCGUGAUUGGAGUCACAUCACCAACCAAAUUGGUAUGUUCUGUUUCACUGGUCUCACCCCAGAACAAGUCGAUCGUUUAGCAUCUGAAUUCCAUAUUUACUUAACAAGAAAUGGUCGUAUUUCAAUUGCUGGUAUCAAUUCAACCAACGUUGAAUAUUUAGCUAAAGCUAUGCAUGCUGUUACCAAAAAUAACUAAACAACCAAAGAAAAUGUUAUUUUUAAAAAACAAAAAAAAAACAGUAAUAUAAAUAUUUAAAAAAACAAAACAAAAAUAAAAUAUAAUUAAAAAAUUAUAUGUAUUGUAGAUUAUAAUUUUUUUUUUUUAAAUUGU
This is a messenger RNA of Dictyostelium purpureum, 1431 nucleotides long. RefSeq names its product aspartate aminotransferase. Lineage: Eukaryota; Evosea; Eumycetozoa; Dictyosteliales; Dictyosteliaceae. The record is from RefSeq and is a predicted model, not a curated record. The coding region runs from base 31 to 1296 and encodes 421 amino acids. Gene Ontology annotation, molecular function: pyridoxal phosphate binding; L-aspartate:2-oxoglutarate transaminase activity. The transcript has a single exon. Gene Ontology annotation, biological process: amino acid metabolic process; biosynthetic process. Gene Ontology annotation, cellular component: mitochondrion.